UAUGCUGAAUAACUGGGAAUCUGAGUGUUAUGGUCUUAUAUUUUUUGCUUUGCUGCAAAAACGCUUAUGGUCAGGUGCAACACAGUUGAUUGAAACAGGACAUAUUGAUAUCCACCAUAUCCUAUUCGGAUGUGUCAUAUUAGACGACGAAAUCAAUAGCUGGAAAACAACUAAAGUCUUGAAGGAAAAACUGCAACGUUUGAAAAGUGCCUUUACUGAGAGAGCAAUUCGCAUAACAAGCUGCAUUGACGAUGCUGAUAAGAAAAUAGAGAAUACAGAAAUUACAGCUAUUGAAGGUAUAAAAAAAGACAGCAAGGAGGACCAAUCUAUUUUAAAGAACACAGAAGAAGGAGAACAACAGCAAGGAGACAAUGUUAAUCAUGCUGCAAGGCUGCUUUUAAAUCAUGGAUAUCUUAAAGACGCUAUCAUCACUAAAAACAAUACUUACGUUGAAUCUGACACAGUGAACAACAUUUUAAAUGAAAUGUGGUAUGGUACAGAAAAGAUAAACAGACAGACGAUUUUUAGCCUUAUUGUCCUUGCUGCAGUCCACCUGUUUGUGUUGCCUUUGUUAAUGAUUAACAUGGAGGCACGCCCUUUACGUUGGUUUUACAAGAAGUAUAAUUUGCCUUUCCUGAAAGUAAUUAUACACAUGCUUGGAUUCUUAGUAUUACUCCUUGCAUAUGCAUACAUGUUGCUGUUUGACUACAGUGAUUAUGGGAUCACAUAUACAGACUGUUUCAUCAUAGUGUUGAUUGCCAGUAUUUUCGUGGAUGAAAUAAAGCAGGUAAUUAUUGCUAUUAUAAGACAAAAAUGGAAAAGCUAUGCAAGUGAUUGGUGGAAUCGAUUUGAUUGGAUGGUUAUUAUUGGAUAUACAUCUGGAAUGAUACUGAGAACUGGUGAAGGAUCCGGUUUCCGCAUUACAUCAAAAUGUUUAUUACUAUUCGCAUUUUCGCUGUUGUGCAUAAGAGUUCUCAAUUUUUGUUGCAUGACAUCGUUUCUAGGACCAAAAUUGGUCAUAAUUCGAAAAAUGAUUAAAGAUACUGUUGCCUUUAUGAUUAUCAUGGCAGUCAUAAUGAUAUGGUACAGCGUGUCUUAUUAUGCACUUUUAUAUUCAAACUCGGAGUUCACAUGGGAACAGAUUGAACACAUUUUAUCGAACGGAUAUUGGGUUUUAUUUGGAGAACUGAACUUAGAUGGUGAUACAUUAACUGAACCGGACUGCACAUUUAACAGGACAUUAUAUGAGAGUGGUGUUUUACAGCGGUGUCCUGACCAAUUUGGUUUAUACCUAACGCCUUACUUAAAAGCCUUCUAUGGAUUGAUUGCAGUAGUUUUACUAUUAAAUCUACUUAUAGCAAUAUAUAGUGACACAUAUGCAGACGUACAGAAGAAUUCAAAGUUUUAUUGGUCGGAGAUGCAGAUGUGUUUCCUUGAAGAAUAUAGUAUCAAAACGGUUUUUCCUGUACACCUCCAGUUACUUGCUCUACCUGGAAUAAUUGUCGCGAUAAUUGCGGCUUUCAUGUUCUACCUGCGUACUUCGAACACGAAUGAUAUAAAAAAGACAAAGUUAAACCAUCACCCAAUGUGUGUGAGAGUUUUUCUGUAUGAUACAAAUUAUGAUUUGAGGCUAGAAUCAACCGAAUUUGCAGAGGAGGAAGGUGCACAAGAAGCCAGGGGAAAUAUAGACAUCGACAAUUUUGAUGAGAAUACGAAUUCUUAAUGAUGACAUCCGUUUACACAGAGUUGUUACAAAUUAAGAAACAGACUAUUUUUUGUGCUUUAUUAUUGUUUGAAAAAUGCUUUUUGACUUGUGUAUCCCGAAUGACAAACUUAUGCCAUUCGAUGUUUGCCAACAAAUAUUUGGAAAUAUAACACAUUUAUGCAGGCUACUUGUUGUUCAUAUUGGCAUAUAUUUUGUAUCGCUUUAGGCGAAAUUUAUUAUAAGUUGAUCAAUAUCUUAAUUUAGAAUACACAUAUCAUGAGUUUAACAACUGAACGAGGAACUUAAAAAAUAAAUGUUAAUUCAAGUAACUGAUACAUGCCUUAUUUUGGAGGAUAAUUAGAUUAUAUUUUGUAUUAAGUUUUAAAUACCAUUUGAUAUUCAAUGUAUGGAACUUAAAAUCAUGACCAAUGGUCAGCAGCAUAUCGAAACAUCUAAUAUAGCAUGUUUUAUUUUUUAUGAAGGUACAUGUCUUUUUUUACUAUUUGGGUUUGUUUGUUUUUUGCUUUAAUCUUUAUUUGUUUGCUGUGAUUUUUAUCAAAUUCUAUUCUUGAUUUUAUUUUUUGUCUUUUUUUGUUUGUUAAUGAGUAUUUGUAUCUUAUUUCAGUAGGUGUACUAAUAAUAUGCAUAUAUCAAUGUAACCCUCGCUUUAUGAUGGUUUUUUUUCUUGCACAAAUUCUGUGACUGUUUAUCGAUAGUGUAAACACAUAUAACUUUCUAUUUUGCGAUAUAUUGUGUUGUUCGACUUGAUAAAAUAUACAUUUAUCAUCUACCAUUAUAUUGCUGAUUGCAAAAAGUGGGUUCAUUGAGUUGGGUUUUUUUUGUCCUUUAGAUGUCGAGUUUGUUUCAGGAAAAAUAAAAUCCAAUACCGCAGAGAACGAUUGCCUUGUAACUUCCAAUUUUAUGUACUUCAGAAUUGGUGAACCAUAACAGCUAUGGUAGCAUAUUCUCCUUGUCUUUGUCUGUAAUUAUUUGAUGUUUCGGCACGUCAUUCUUACCAACUUUUGAAUAUUUGUUAGUUAUUGACGAAUAAGCCAAAUGAGGACUUAAUGUUUGCUUUUCGUCUGUCUGUAUGUUCGGGUUUUUUCGCAUUAGUUCCAAUCAUACUUGAUCCCAUUUAUAAAGUAAUCGAUAUAUAUUAAUAUCAUAACACUUUACAGAUCAAAGUUGGGUUUCUUUAUGGUUUGAUGAUUGGUGUAAAAUAAAUCUUCCUUGCACACCUUGUCAAAAACUUGCUUAAUCUCAAUAUCAUAAAUAUUAUGAAUUUGAAGCGGUCUGAUAACAACGAGAUCUAAGUUUAAGUUUACCUUAUACAUAUUACCAACUUGGUUCCUACUUUCUUGUUUUUUAUCGAUAAUAUUACUUAAGUAAAUUUUUAGGCAUAGAAUUAUGAAAAUAAGCGUUUUUUCCUGGAUUUACCGUUUCAAUGAAUGCUCGACGCAUUACAUUUGAAUUUGAAUCUGAAAAUUCAUACUUAGUUUAUCCAAAUUACAUUAAAAUACAAAAACAAUGAUUUUUUUUUUUCGAAUUGCGUGUUGGCAUGAUUGAUCCAUCUGUAAUGUGGGACACUGACUAUACAAUGUCGUAUGGCAAAUACUAUUGAAGUGUUUAAACAUUUAACCUUUACGAAAGAUAGAAACUUUUUAAGUCGGAUAUUGUAAAAUGGAAAGGUUAUUUCAAAUAUAUGUAUAUAAUUCAAUUGUCUAUGGUCGCUGUUUUAUUAAAUCAAUUUACUAUGUUUUAAUCCUAUAUAUCAUAUAAAUGUUGGAUUGGAAUCAUGAUUGCAAUUUAUUUCAAAAUGUAAUUAUCUUAGAACAAAUCAGUUUUUUUUAUUAGAAGUAUACAAUUUUCAGAAAAUUGUCUCUCUCACUUUAGGAAAUUUGAAUUCGUCUAACCAUGGCUUGAUGUUAGGUUAUUAGGGUGGUACCUAACACUACAGGAAGAUAACUCUGUAAAGUCAGCUUAACGUUUUAAGUACGUUGUGUUGUAAAAGGAAUAUUAAGCUUAUCAAUGAUCAAAAUUGGUGUUUGUCAAACUGCUAUAUAACCAGUGUAAUUUUUCUGACAAAACGGUUGGUUCAAAAUUUUUGAUUUUUUUAUAUUUUUGUUAAAGGGUCAAAGUAAAUACUUUUUUAUGAAAAUUAAACGAGCCAAAUUAAUUUCAGUGAAAGCGUUGGGUACCACCUUAAUUUCUAAUUUUCCUUUGAUAUCGGACAAAAGUUAUCAACUGUGCACUAUUAUGAAAACAAAAUUUAACAAAGACUACAACUGAUAUGAAGUAUAAAAAAUUCUCAAUACACUAAAUGUUUGCCUAUUUAACUAAACCUAUGUAUUGAAUAAGAACCUUAAUAAGUCAAACGACACAAAGUUUUAUAUUAGAAAAAAGGUGGAUAGGAUGGUUGUGAAAUAUAAAAUAAGAAAGCGACCAUUUGAUAUUUGUUAGGUUUAUUAAUAUGCUUCACUGGUUUGUUUAUUUUUGACAAUAUAUCCAUGAUAUGUAUCAUAUAGUUUUAUAGUAAUAGAGAUUAUAACACAAUGUUGAAUUGACUGCUGUACUCCUUGUUUUUAACAUUUAUACCUAUUAUGUCUGUUUUUUAUGUUCACACAUUGUUGUCAAAAUAAUGGAAUUUAAUAGCUUUAUUAAAUCAGCAUUUUGCCACAAGUUUCUACACCUGCGCGGGACGUUUGCUCUUUUUCAUUGGUCAUUCGCGCUUUUUAUUUUGGACACUUGCGUCUCAAAUAAUAGGACAUUUUGCGCUUUUGCAAUAUUUGGUUAAUAUGACUAUCUUCUCCUUUUAUCUGGGCUUGGGACCGUCAGGUUUGACCUUAAACAGCUAAAAUCAUAUUUUUCUUAAUGAUUAAAAUUUGAAAAAUAUUGUUUCAGAGCACAUUUCAUAGCACAUUGAUAUGUACUUAACAGUUAACAUUAUAAGGACAAAAAAGCAUGUGUAGUCAUCACAGGCCAGUUCAGCUUCAUAACAGAAGCCCAAGGAGUUGAUGAUGGCAGUGUUUAACGACCUUGACUUGAUUAACCGCUAACCACGACGAUGUGUUGUUGGUAGAUAAAUCAUUGCCUCUGUAGUAGAUGACUGCAAUGGUACAGUUUACAUUUGUAAAACCACGGUAUACAUAGCCCUCGGGCGUCUGGGCAGCAUAUGUAACUCACCAAUCUACAAUGGGUUUCAGAGCGUCGCUGACGCGGGUUCACUGUAAGGGACGUCUCAAACUUACUAGUUUGUCGUUGAACCAUCUGAGCAGCGUAACAUGUUGUAGCCAACGGGUAAUCAGGAGCUGAUCCAGCACGUCAUUUCAGCGGUAAGGACUGAGACGUGACUGAAUGAUAAUGAUAAUCUAUUCUGACUGGUAUUUCGCCCACAUUUCAAAUAAAUAAUCAAGUUUCUCUUUCUCAAUUCUAGACCGGGGUGCCUGUUCAUCAAUGUAACGAAUCUUAAAGUAGUUCACCGACUGUUGUUGAAUGAUACUCUCCAAAAAGUUUUUUUUUAAAGUAACGCAGGAUGGGUCGAGUAGAACUGUUCAUCAUAGUGGGCAUGGAAGGAUUCUGGACCAUUUGUCGUACUAAUGACAAAUAUAAAUUAAAUGUAUUACUUUUUGUCAAAAUACAGGUAGUCGACUAUAACUUGAAAAGCGCAAAUGUCCGGUCAAAUUAAUUCGGGUGAGUCAAAAUGUCUAUAGUAUUUGAAGCGCAAGUGUCCUAUCGUUUUACAUGUUAAAAAAAGCGCAAACGUCCGGUGCCCUACUACACCAGGUUAUGCCUGUACUAGUGCAAGAAUAUGACAGAUGUUUUCCCUUCAUUAAUGUGUUUGAGCUUUUGUUUUUGAGAUUUCCUUGGAUUUUGAUAUUUUUGAUGUUUUACUUUGUACAGAUAUAUCAUUUUUAUUGAUAUUUAUAAUCGUAUAUUUUUAGUAUCCGUUAUUACCAAUACCUAUUCUUUUAUUUGGAUUUAAAUAUCAUUCUUUCGGUAUCAUCGUGGAAGUAUGUUUUUUUCAAACAUAAAAUGUGAAAUAAAUUAAAAAUUAUUACAAAUAAAAUUUUAAAAAAAAAAAGGUCAUCGGUUCAUAAUCGGAUUUAGAUGAAGAGCAAAAUUCUUCUUGGUAGUUGAAAAAUAUUUGUGUACGUUUUGUUCUUUUUAAAUUAACAUCUAUUAUAUCAGUAAAUAUCUAGUUUAUUAU
Messenger RNA from Mytilus trossulus (common blue mussel), 5912 nucleotides. RefSeq names its product transient receptor potential cation channel subfamily M member 2-like. Gene Ontology annotation, cellular component: plasma membrane. Lineage: Eukaryota; Metazoa; Mollusca; Bivalvia; Mytilida; Mytilidae. Bases 2 to 1723 code for a protein of 573 amino acids. Gene Ontology annotation, molecular function: monoatomic cation channel activity. The record is from RefSeq and is a predicted model, not a curated record. Gene Ontology annotation, biological process: monoatomic cation transmembrane transport; metal ion transport. The transcript is spliced from 13 exons.